AUGGCGGAUCCUGUGGCCAUCGAUGCCUCGCGUGCAGCCCCGUCAUUAUGGGAUCGCAUGUCUACCUGGGUGUCGGAGAACAAAGCAGUUGCAUACACCAUCGCAGGAACUGUGGUAGUCAUCACAAGUGCCGGAGCCAUCUAUUACUUCUCCGGUCCGAGAACAGGCGGACCUCCUUCCUCCACAGAAAAGAGGAAGAGCAAAAAGGAGCGCCGGAAGGAAAAGAAGGCCGCCGAGGAAGCACAGAAGGCUGGCACUGGCAUCAGUCUCAAAGACGCCGAGGCCGGCACAGUCCCCCCAAAGCCCGCCGCCGUUGAGACCGAGGAUGAACUUCCCGAGAUCAAUGAAAAUACGGUAGAAAGCUUGAGCGCAGAGGAGAGAGCCACAUAUGCAGGCAAACUGAAAGCUGCGGGCAACAAGGCUUAUGGCUCUAAAGAUUACAACAAGGCCAUCGAACUAUACGGCAAGGCGAUCCUUUGCAAACCCGAUCCCGUCUUCUACUCCAACCGAGCCGCGUGCUACAACGCCCUCAGCGAAUGGGACAAAGUCGUGGAGGACACCAGUGCCGCGGUUUCCAUGGAUCCAGAGUACGUGAAGGCUCUAAAUCGGCGAGCACAUGCAUACGAGCAUCUGGGAAUGUUCUCCGAGGCGCUGCUAGAUUACACCGCCAGCUGCAUCAUCGAUGGGUUCAAGAACGAGAACAGCGCGCAGAGUGUGGAGAGACUUCUGAAGAAGGUGGCUGAGAAGAAGGGUAAGGCCAUUCUUGCAGGCAAGAAGAACAAGCUACCAAGUGCUACCUUCGUCUCAAACUACCUCCAAAGCUUCCGCCCACAGCCUCCGCCGGCUGGGCUGGAAGAGGGAGUGGAACUUGACGAGAAUACUGGCAAGGGCCAGCUACAGCGCGGGCUCCUCUCGAUGAAGAAGAAGACCGGGCAAGGCUAUGACGAGGCUGCCGCUGCGUUCAAGAAGGCCGUCGAGCUUGGGGACCUUGGCGAACAUGAGGCCUUUGCCCUCAACAUGCGCGCCACGUUCUUGUACCUUGAAGGAGACACAACAAAGGCGCUGGAGGAUCUGACCAAGGCUGUGGAACUGCAGCCCUCGAUGACCCAGGCCUACAUCAAGCGUGCGAGCAUGCAGUUGGAAUUGGGCAACAAGGACCUGGCUGCCGAGGACUUUGAAAAGGCCAUGGCGCAGAACAAGGACGAUCCGGAUAUCUACUACCAUCGAGCGCAACUCCAUUUCAUCCUCGGAGAGUUCGCCGACGCUGCCAAGGACUAUCAGAAGUCGAUUGACCUCGACAGGGACUUCAUCUACUCGCACAUCCAGCUCGGUGUAACCCAGUACAAGAUGGGCUCGAUCGCGUCAUCGAUGGCGACGUUCCGCAGAUGCAUCAAAAACUUUGACAAAGUGCCGGACGUCUACAACUAUUAUGGCGAGCUCCUUCUUGACCAACAAAAGUAUCAAGAGGCCAUCGAGAGGUUCGACACAUCCAUCGAGAUGGAACGACAGACGAAGCCGACCGGUGCCAUCAAUGUCCUCCCGUUGAUCAACAAAGCUUUGGCACUGUAUCAAUGGAAGCAAGACUUCAAGGCAGCUGAGGAGCUGUGCGAGAAGGCCCUCAUCCUUGAUCCCGAGUGUGACAUCGCCGUUGCCACAAUGGCUCAGCUCCUUCUUCAACAAGGCAAAGUUGUCCGAGCUUUGGAGUAUUUCGAACGAGCUGCCGAGCUGUCGAGGACCGAAGGGGAGAUUGUCAACGCUCUGUCGUACGCCGAAGCCACCCGAACCCAGCUGGAAGUAUCGCAGAAAUACCCUCGACUUGCGUCCCGGCUUCAGCAGAUGGAAGGAGCCGCGCUCGGUGGCGCUCCAGGUGUGAGAUAG
This is a messenger RNA of Capronia coronata CBS 617.96, 1878 nucleotides long. RefSeq names its product mitochondrial import receptor subunit tom-70. Gene Ontology annotation, molecular function: protein binding; protein-transporting ATPase activity. Gene Ontology annotation, biological process: intracellular protein transport. The coding region runs from base 1 to 1878 and encodes 625 amino acids. The transcript is spliced from 4 exons. The record is from RefSeq and is a predicted model, not a curated record. Lineage: Eukaryota; Fungi; Ascomycota; Eurotiomycetes; Chaetothyriales; Herpotrichiellaceae. Gene Ontology annotation, cellular component: mitochondrial outer membrane.